GCCAGCAAAAAUGAAGACCACCACCACCACACCGCCGCCUCUCCACUCCCUACGUCCACUCCGCCGCCGCCACUUCAACCGCCUAUUCGCGGCGGCUUACACCGCCGCCAUACUAUCCCUCCUCUACCACCACACACUCACACUACUCCAAUCCACCACCACCACCACCACCGUCUCUCUCUCCAUAUCUCUCCUCCUCUUCCUCUCCGACGCUAUCCUAGCUUACAUGUGGUCCACAACCCAGUCCUUCCGCAUGAACCCGGUCCACCGGAGAUCAUUCCCGGAGAACCUCCCGGAGUUCCAGGACCGGAAAGAUUUUCCGGCGGUGGACAUAUUCAUAUGCACGGCGGACCCGCACAAGGAGCCUCCUGUCGGCGUGGCCAACACCGCCCUGUCGGUGAUGGCGUACGACUACCCGACAGAGAAGCUGUCGGUUUACGUGUCGGACGACGGCGGCUCGGAGCUGACGGCGUUUGCUUUCAUGGAGGCGGCUAAAUUUGGGAAGGUGUGGCUGCCGUUUUGCCGGGAGAAUGACGUCACUGACACGUGUCCAGAUGCUUAUUUCGCCUCAAACUAUGCUUUAACUGAUAAGUCCCUCGAAAUCAAGAUGAUGUAUGAGAGCAUGAAAAUGAAGGUGGAAAAUGCAGUGGAAAAGGGUAAAAUAAGUGAAGAAUAUAUUACAAGUGAAGAAGAGCGCCAAAUUUUGAGCCAAUACUGUAAUAAAGAUUUCAACCGCCAAAGCCAUCCUUCUGUGAUUCAAGUUCUGUUAAAUUCAAAUAAAGAUAAAGAUGUUACAGGUAAAUAUAUGCCGAAUCUUGUGUACGUAUCGAGAGAGAAGAGAAAGACGAGCCCACAUCAUUUCAAGGCUGGCGCCCUCAACGCUCUGCUUCGAGUUUCGGCGAGCAUGACGAAUUCGCCAAUUAUAUUGACAUUGGACUGUGAUAUGUAUUCGAACGACCCAUUAACGGUCCAAAGAGUAUUGUGUUACCUUGCCGUUAAUUCCGGUAACACCGAUUGUGGGUACGUUCAAUUUCCACAGCGUUACCACGGUCUCAACAAAUCGGACAUAUACGCCAGUGAGCACAAACGUUUGUUUUUAGCCAAUCCAAUUGGCAUGGAUGGGCUUAACGGGCCUAAUUACGUUGGAACGGGUUGCUUUUUUCGUCGUCGGGUAUUCUUUGGAGGCCCGUUUUCUUAUAUAGACCCGGAGAAUCCGGAUCUCGACCCGAAUCAUAUUGUCGACAAGCCCAUUAAUAGUAAAGAAGUUUUGGGUAUGGCCCAUCAUUUUGCUUCGUGCAACUAUGAGAACCAAACCAAUUGGGGUUCCAAGUUGGGCUUUCGGUACGGGUCGUUGGUGGAGGACUAUUACACGGGGUAUCGGCUUCAAUGCGAAGGGUGGCGGUCGGUAUUUUGCGAUCCGAAAAGGCCUGCAUUUUUGGGUGAUGUUCCGAUAUCUCUAAACGAUGUGUUGAGCCAGACGAAGAGAUGGUCAAUUGGGUUAUUAGAAGUCGGCUUCUCUAAGUACAGCCCAAUAACAUUUGGUGUAAAGGCAAUGGGAAUUUUGAUGGCCCAAGCUUACGCAAACUAUGCUUUUUGGCCCAUUUGGUCUAUCCCUAUCACUAUUUACGCUUUUGCCCCUUCGAUCGCUCUUCUACAAGGGAUUCCCAUUUUUCCCAAGGUCCACGAGCCGCGAUUCUCCUUGUACGCUUUCCUUUUUCUCGGCGCGUACGUGCAAGAUUGCCUGGAUUUCAUCUCUACACGAGGCACAUUCCAGAGAUGGUGGAGCGAUCAAAGAAUAUGGCUCAUAAGGGGUCUUUCUUCUUUCUUAUUUGGAUCCAUAGAAUACACUUCCAAGCGUCUAGGUAUGGCGACGCACGGAUUCAACGUCACGAGCAAAGUGAUGGACAACGAGCAAAGCAAGAGGUACAACCAAGGAAUGUUCGAGUUUGGAGUCGCUUCUCCCAUGUUUGUUCCGUUAGCGAUGGCCGCGAUUUUGAACUUGGCCGCGUUUCUUGGUGGAUUCGUGCUUGUUUUGAAGAAAGAAGGAGGCUUUGAUAGAUUCUUUAUGCAGAUUUUUAUUGCUGGUUUUGGAGUGUUGAAUAGCUUGCCUUUCUAUGAAGCUAUGGUUUUGAGAAGUGAUAAAGGGAAGAUGCCAAUGAAGACUACUAUUACUUCUACUCUUCUUGUGGGAAUACUAUAUGGAAUUUGCUUCCUUUGUACUAAUUAAUAUAUAGUGAAGUGAAAUUUGUAGAGAGUAUGUGGGGUGUAUAUGUUGAAAUGGGAUUAUUAUAAGGUUGUAUUUGUAAUUAUUUGUAUGUUUGAUAUCAUUUGAAAAUACGUACGCAGAAAAAAAAAAUCGAAAGCACUGUUCGAA
This is a messenger RNA of Erythranthe guttata (spotted monkey flower), 2374 nucleotides long. Its product is annotated as cellulose synthase-like protein G3. Lineage: Eukaryota; Viridiplantae; Streptophyta; Magnoliopsida; Lamiales; Phrymaceae. Gene Ontology annotation, cellular component: membrane. The record is from RefSeq and is a predicted model, not a curated record. Gene Ontology annotation, molecular function: cellulose synthase (UDP-forming) activity. Gene Ontology annotation, biological process: cellulose biosynthetic process.